Messenger RNA from Eutrema salsugineum, 1585 nucleotides. RefSeq lists its product as uncharacterized. Gene Ontology annotation, molecular function: starch binding. The transcript is spliced from 5 exons. Bases 51 to 1247 code for a protein of 398 amino acids. The record is from RefSeq and is a predicted model, not a curated record. Gene Ontology annotation, cellular component: membrane. NCBI's taxonomy places the organism in Eukaryota, Viridiplantae, Streptophyta, Magnoliopsida, Brassicales, Brassicaceae.
AGAUACAGUACUUCCCACUCACAUAAACGAAAAUCGCUUCUCGAUUGAAGAUGAUGACUGGAACCCUAACCUCUUCUUCUCCGUCUUCCUCCACGAAGAUCGUUCUCGAAGAUUUUUCUGCGACGAAUUUCCGUCGUGCAACAGAGAUUUUCCCUUCUGUUCUCAUGAAAACAUCUCACCUCAAGUUUUUGCGUUUAGAUUCUGUUCAGAGCAGGAUUCUUAAGCCGAUUCUGCUUCGUUCCUCGUUGAUUAAGGUUUCUCAGGAAAACAGAGAAGCUGCAGAAAUCGAAGCUGUAGAAAAAUCGUCGGCUACAAAAACGGUUCGUGUAAGUUUCCAGUUGCGGAGAGAGUGUGUGUUUGGGGAACAUUUCUUCAUCCUUGGUGACGAUCCUGUGUUUGGCGUUCCUUGGGACCCAGAAAAUGCCUUACCACUCAGCUGGUCAGACGGCCAUGUUUGGACCGUUGAUCUGGAUCUGCCCGUUGGAAGACUGGUUGAAUUCAAGUUCAUACUAAAGGCAAAGACAGGCGAGAUUUUGUGGCAACCAGGUCCAAACCGGGCUCUUCAGACCUGGGAAACUAACAAGACAAUCAGAUUAUGUGAAGACUGGGAAAAUGCUGACCUCCAAAUGAUGAUCGAGGAAGAUUUUGUGCCACUCAUUCCAGGAGAAAACCAGCCUUCUGCUGUUAACUUUGAUAUGCCUAUCGUUGCAAAAGAUGAGGAACAUGUGCUUGGUACUGUUCAAGAAAAGUCUUCAGAAGCAGUUGUAGUGAAUGUAGGAUACAUAAGCGAUGAUUCUGAUGAAAAUUUGAGUUCCAAUCCCCAAAGUGAGAAAACCAUGGAAACUUCAAAUGGAGCUCUGACUGCUCUGGGGGAAAAAGAUACCAUGAUAACCGAGGAAGAAGAUCCAGUUUUGGUCCCUGGCUUGAUUCCCCUGUAUGAUUUAGAAAAUGAAGAAGUGAAGGAACCUAUAUCUCAAGUGUCAGUGGAAGCCAUUAACGAAGGUAAAGCCCAAACGUUCCCGGAGGUAGGUAAGAAGGAAGAAAUUAAAAUGGAAAAAAACGAGAAAGGGAAAGUAAAAGCAAUAAAGGGUGUAGAGAAGAUGCUUUACAACGCAUCAAAGGAAGAGAUGCAGCAGCAGCGGCUAGAGACAGAAUCGCUUGAAACGCCAAAUGUGCUUUUAGAGAAAGACAUCCAAUGGGGACGCAAAACGCUUUACAAGCUUUUAAGUAACUUUGGACUUUUCUAAACUCAACACAAAAGUUUUGAGUGCAUUCAUUAAUAUCGGCAAAAGAGCUCUUGAACGGUACGCUAGCUUCUUGUUCCAUGGUCAUCUUUUACAGUUUCUAUUUAUGAGAAUUGAAAAUAGAUUGAAGCAUGUUGUGUUUGUAUAUAUAUGUAUGAUCAAAUGGUUUGGUAAAGAGGGAGAUGAAGAGAGAAUGGAGUGUUAACUGUUAACUACGGAUGUAACAUUGUAUCAUGUUGCUGCCUUUUUAUGUAGAUCCAUUUCUCUAUAUAAUUUGUUGUCAUUACGUUAUGAUAAUGAUCAUGAUUGUCAUAUGAUUAAUCUUAAAUUCCAAUUUCUUA